AUGGAUGUUCAACAGCUCUUUACAGUUCUUAAGAAGGAAGCUGAAUGCCCACUGUGUUUGGAGACAGUCAAUAAUCCCAAGACUUUGCCAUGUAUUCACUCUUUCUGUCUUGAGUGUCUUGACAAACACGCAAAUUUUGCAAGAAGACAGCUACAAGCGACAAUCAAAUGUCCGGUUUGCCAGACAUCUUUCCAAAUUCCUGAAGGAGACUCGUUCAAGAAUUUGCCUGCAUCUUAUCAUCUCAACCGAUUGGUGGAUGUUCUCGCUCUAAAAGAUGGCGGCACACAGACCCGGAAAUGCAGCAGUUGUGAUGAAAACAAUGCUGCUUCCUCUUACUGUUUCGUCUGCCAAAUAUUCCUCUGUACUUCUUGUUUUGAAGCUCAUCAGCGCCUAAAGACCACAAGAGGUCAUCGCAAUGUUGUGAUAGAGAAAUUAAAUGUGCAAGAUGUUCAAGAGUUGAUC
Messenger RNA from Porites evermanni, 462 nucleotides. Lineage: Eukaryota; Metazoa; Cnidaria; Anthozoa; Scleractinia; Poritidae. The record is from the annotation of a GenBank genome assembly.